This is a messenger RNA of Carcharodon carcharias (great white shark), 1262 nucleotides long. RefSeq names its product nipsnap homolog 3A (C. elegans) (gene nipsnap3a). The transcript is spliced from 7 exons. Gene Ontology annotation, cellular component: mitochondrion. The coding region runs from base 182 to 943 and encodes 253 amino acids. NCBI's taxonomy places the organism in Eukaryota, Metazoa, Chordata, Chondrichthyes, Lamniformes, Lamnidae. The record is from RefSeq and is a predicted model, not a curated record.
GCGGCUGGGGGCGGCGGUUGAUGAAGAGGUGAGCGACGCCUUCCUGCCCUGAGCUGGUCAGUGUCCGGCCAGCCGGGCGGACUGGAACGUUGAGUCGCGGGCGCAACGUUCCAAAUCGUUGUCGUAAGGUUCCGGCCCGCUGUCACAACGUUCCAGCCCCUGUUCUCCGUGUUCUAUUGCCAUGUACAGUCUGAGGAGUGUAUUGAGCAGAUUCUAUGCAGUCGCUCCACGGUCCCUCCUCUUCCCGGGUAACCUGGGACAGCAGAGAUCUAUAGGAACUUCCGCAGGAGGCCAGCAGCAGAAUGGCACUUUUUAUGAAUUCCGCACGUACAUCAUACAGCCGGGGAAGGUAGCUGAUUUUAUGAAGCUGACAAGUGACAACAUCCACCUACGUACUGCCCACUCUGAGCUAAUUGGCUACUGGUCUGUUGAAAUUGGGUGUCUGAAUGAAGUCUUUCACAUUUGGAAAUAUGACAGUUACAAGGAACGAGCAGCAGUACGAGAAGCCCUGGCAAACAAUAAAGACUGGCAACAAAAUUAUAUCUCAAAAAUGCUGCCAAUGCUUCUCAAUCAAACCAGCGAGAUCGUUUACAUGGUGCCAUGGGCGGAGUUGCGCAAACCACCAAAAAAAGGUAUAUAUGAAUUAAUAAAUUACCAGAUGGUGCCAGGUGGACCUGUUGUAUGGGGUAAAGCCUUUCAGAAAGCUGUGAGUGCACAUAACCAUGUGGGAUAUUGCACACUAAUUGGGGUAUUCCACAGUGAAUUUGGCCAUCUCAACAAAGUCCAUUCCCUCUGGUGGCAUGAGGAUGGUGAUCAGCGAGCAGCUGGAAGGCGCAGGGCGCAAAAGGAUGUCAGGGUGGUGGCAGCAGUUACACUAAAUUCCAGAACUCAAGUUGGAGAUGGUGCUGGUACUUGUGUGCUCAGGACUUCGAUUGGAAUCUAACUCAACUCAUUCUGUUGGUUUGAAACCUUUGCGUCACCAUGCAAUGAGGGAUAGUGCCACAUACCUGGUGUCCCAAACUAACAAGCUCCUACGUCCAACAGCUUAUUCACCUCUGAAAUGAUUCCGCGCAUUGAACACUGAUGAUGGUUGUGCUUUCUUCCCUUUAAUGGUGCCUGUGAUACAAGUGAUCCUUUUGAAUUUAAGGAUCCAACCAUGUGGCAUGUUGUGUCAUUGGUAAUGGUCACUUUGGCCAGAGCUAGGUUGUAUUUUGUACUCUUGAUGGCUGAACUGGUUGAAAUAAAAUAUUAUCUUUAAUCCA